CUCUGGCUCUGCAUCUCUUCUCCUUACUUUUUUUCAUUUCUCGCUUGUUAUCGGCCAUGGAUUUCUCCAAAGAACGUGAAAGCUUGGUUUAUGUGGCCAAGCUAGCUGAGCAAGCUGAAAGAUUUGAUGAUAUGGUGGUUGCUAUGAAAAAACUAGCCGAGCUUGAUGUGGAACUGACCGUAGAAGAACGGAACUUGCUCUCUGUCGGCUUCAAAAACGUGGUCGGUGCUCGAAGGGCAUCGUGGAGGAUCUUGUCUUCGAUCGAGCAAAAGGAAGAGAGCAGAGGGAAUGAGCAAAAUGUUAAGAAAAUCAAAGGGUAUAGGCAGAAAGUGGAAUUGGAGUUGUACAAUAUUUGUAAAGAUAUUAUGGGAGUGAUCAAUGAGCAUCUCAUUCCUUCUUGCUCCGGUGAAGAGUCUACGGUGUUUUAUUAUAAAAUGAAAGGGGAUUAUUACAGGUACAUGGCGGAAUUUAAGACGGGCAAUGAGAGGAAAGAGGCUGCUGAUCAGGCCAUGAAAGCAUAUCAGUCUGCAACAACAACAGCAGAAGCGAAGUUUCCUCCUACGCAUCCAAUCCGGUUGGGUUUGGCCUUGAACUUCUCUGUGUUCUAUUAUGAAAUUAUGAACUCUCCUGAAGGUACGCAUGCAUGUUGUUUCCUAUGUGUUAAUAUUCUGGUUGAGCUACUUGUGGAUAAUAUUAGAAAGGCAUGUUACAUGUUAAACUUGUAAAGCAGGGCCUGUCCC
Molecule: messenger RNA, 740 nt
Organism: Hibiscus syriacus
Lineage: Eukaryota; Viridiplantae; Streptophyta; Magnoliopsida; Malvales; Malvaceae
Product: 14-3-3 protein 8-like
Exons: 4
Coding region: 57-725 (222 amino acids)
Biological process (GO): signal transduction
Cellular component (GO): cytoplasm
Source: RefSeq, a predicted model, not a curated record